Messenger RNA from Pyrus x bretschneideri (Chinese white pear), 2061 nucleotides. RefSeq lists its product as uncharacterized. The transcript is spliced from 11 exons. The coding region runs from base 150 to 1679 and encodes 509 amino acids. The record is from RefSeq and is a predicted model, not a curated record. Lineage: Eukaryota; Viridiplantae; Streptophyta; Magnoliopsida; Rosales; Rosaceae.
CUACCCUAUUUGUGAGUGCAGAGAAUCGUAGCCCAGACUCCAAAGAAAGAGCAAACCUCAUCCUUUCAGAUUCUUGAGAGAGAGAGAGAGAGAGAGAGUUUGUGGAUCUCACACUUGCAGUUGCAUUAACUACAAGCAACUCGAAAACGAUGAUGAUGAUCGAGUCAGCCAUGGCCGUACGAUUCAACUCCGCCGCCACAAACCUCUGCUCCUCCACCUCCAUGCGCUCUUGUCGUCCGACGUGGAGCUCAGACGAGGUGACCGGAGCCGUACACUGCCGCCUUUCUUGCACCGGCGGGUUCGCCGCGCCGUGGAAUCGAAUUAGACGAUCAAAGAAUGGUUCAGUUGCAAAAAGGGGCAGUUUUGUUAAGAGUGGGAUUCGGGCAUCCGCCGGGCAGUUAGGGCCCGGUUCAGAGCCUGUAAAGCCAAAUGGGAGGCCGCAAUACCACCCAUUUGAGGAUAUUGCCGAGUCCACAUUGGAGGCUAGCGGAGCUGCUAGACUUACAGCCGCAGAAUCUGCUAGAACCCUUAUUGAGGUUAACAGCAAAGCAACACUCAUGUUUACGAGUUUGAUCAAUGACGAGGUUCAUGAAAAUAUUUUAUGUCCGGAUUUGCCUUAUGUAACAGAUGAACAUGGAAAUAUUUACUUUCAAGUGAAGGAUAGUGAAGACACUUUUCAGUCCCUAACUUCAGAAAAUAACUUUGUGCAAGUUAUUAUUGGGUUAGAUGCUAUGGAAAUGAUCAAUGAGAUGGAGUUACCAGGCAUUGAUUUUGAAAGAGAUGGGAUUGAAGAUGAAGAUAGUGAUGUUGAAGAUGAUGACGAUGAUGAGGAGGACGAUGAUGAAGAAGACGUUGACUACGAUUCGGACUGGGUUGCUGUUCUUGAAGAUGAAGACGAAGAUGAUCUGGAUGAUUCUGACAAGUCUAUUGGAGACUGGGCAAAAUUGGAGACUAUGCGUUAUUCUCACCCAAUGUAUUUUGCCAAGAAGCUAAGUGAGGUUGCUUCUGAUGAUCCUGUAGAUUGGGCGGAGCAGGCUCCAGCUAGUUUGGCUAUUCAGGGCCUUAUAAGGCCUGCACUUGUAGAAGAACAUUCUGUCAUCCAAAAGCAUCUGUCUGAUCAUCAGUCUGAUAAUGAUGGCAUAGAUGAAGUUGUGAGGACUGUCGAAGAUGAUUUAGAAGAUCCUGUUACGAUUAAUGGCUAUAAAUCAGGAAAUUCCAAGGAUAGUCCAGACUCGGCAGAGGAAUUGGAGAAUAAGAAAGAUGAAGCACCGGGAAACGGGACUACAUUUUACAAACUGGAGAUGGUUAAAAUUCAGCUGUUUUCAUCACAUGGAAAUCAGACUCUUGUUGAAGUAGAAGACUUUGUAAAAGCUCAACCUGAUUGCAUUGCACACUCGGCAGCUAAAAUUAUAUCUCGUUUGAAAGCUGGUGGAGAAAAGACCACGCAAGCUCUCAAGUCUUUGUGUUGGAGACUAAAGGGUCUUCAAGUGGAGGAGGCAGUACUUAAUGGUGUAGAUUCCCUUGGAUUUGACGUAAGGGUUUGCUCAGGGACACAAGUCCAGACAUUGCGGUUUGCGCUUAAUACGCGGGCGACUUCUGAGUACAGUGCGGAGAGACAACUCAAUGAUCUACUAUUCCCAAGGAUGCAGCACAAACCACAAACGGUGAAACAAACUUAGCAAAUUGAAUGCUAACAUUAUCAACACCGUGAAGUGUCAUCUUCUAGUUUGAUUCCGGCUCGUUUCUUCAUCGUGCCUCCUUGCAGAGAUUUGGAUAUAACAGCUGAAGAGGUUGCCCAAAAUUUACCCGCACAGUCCACCAGGUCGUUGUAUUGUUAAUUUCAAUUAAUGAUUUAUGAAAAUUCUUUUUUUUUUUUCCGAAGCCUUGUGAUUCUUGGCCUCGUAAAUAAUUUUUUGAACUUGCUCAUCUUGCUGCUCGGUCUCAUGCCGUUGAAAUUUGAUUCAGAAGUAACUCCGAACUAGAAACACUGCGAUUUAACAAAGAUAUCGAGAACGUAUUGUAGCAUUUUUUCUGAAUAGUUUUUAUUCUCCUUCCUAGCAA